AUGGGUUUGGCAAGUGAGAAGCGUCAACUUCUGUCAAAGGUGGCAAUGAACGAGGGACAUGGAGAGAACUCUGCUUAUUUUGAUGGAUGGAAGGCUUAUGAAAGAGACCCAUUUCACCCCAAAAACAAUCCUCACGGUGUUCUCCAGAUGGGUCUUGCAGAAAACCAGCUCUCUUUUGAUCUGAUACAAGAGUGGAUAAGGAAUAAUCCAGAGGCCUCCAUUUGCACUCAUGAGGGACUUGAUCACUUCAAGGACAUCGCUAUCUUUCAGGACUAUCAUGGCCUUCCCAAGUUCAGAGAGGGUGUGGCAAAUCUGAUGUCAAAAGUGAGAGGUGGUAGAGUAAAAUUUGACCCUGACCGUAUAGUGAUGAGUGGAGGGGCCACAGGAGCUAAUGAACUCAUCAUGUUCUGUUUGGCUGAUCCUGGAGAUGCUUUUCUUCUUCCCACUCCUUAUUAUCCAGCAUUUGUACGUGAUUUGUGUUGGCGAACUAGGGCACAAAUAGUUCCAGUCCACUGUGACAGCUCCAACAAUUUCAAGAUAACCAGAUCAGCCCUUGAAGAAGCCUACAAGAAAGCCCAAGAAGAAAACCUCAACGUGAAGGGCUUGCUCAUAACGAACCCAUCAAACCCUCUGGGCACCACUUUAGACAAAGAAACCCUGAAAAGCCUUGUCAACUUCAUCAAUGAAAAGAACAUACAUUUAGUGUGUGAUGAAAUCUAUGCAGCCACUGUGUUCAAUCCCUCCAGCUUCAUAAGUGUCUCUGAGGUCAUCCAAGAUAUGGAAUCCUGUAACAAAGACCUCAUCCACAUAGUUUAUAGUUUGUCAAAGGACUUAGGCCUUCCUGGUUUCAGAGUUGGGAUUGUUUAUUCAUACAACGACACUGUCGUUAGCUGUGGCCGCAAAAUGUCAAGCUUUGGGUUGGUGUCCUCACAGACCCAGCACAUGCUGGCUGCAAUGCUUUUAGAUAAUGAUUUUGUCGAUAAGUUUCUGGCAGAGAGUUCCAGAAGGUUGGCAGAGAGGCACAGUUUGUUCACAGGGGGACUUGAGAAGAUGGGGAUUACUUGCCUUCCAAGCAAUGCGGGGCUGUUCUGUUGGAUGAGCUUGAGAAAUCUGUUAAAAGAACAAACACUGGAAGGCGAAAUGAUGUUGUGGAAUGUGGUAGUGAAUGAAGUGAAACUGAAUGUAUCUCCUGGUUCAUCUUUUAGCUGCAGAGAACCAGGGUGGUUUAGGGUUUGCUUCGCCAACAUGGAUGAUGAAACAGUGAAAGAAGCAUUGAGAAGAAUCAGAGCAUUUGUGGGAAGAGAAACAGAGAAGAAAGCAGCAAAGAAGAUGAAACGCAGGCACAGUGUGAGCAUGAGGGGAAGCUUCUCCACAAGAAGAUUUGAUGAAACUGUAAUGUCACGUCACAGAAUGUCCCCACACUCACCAAUUCAUCACUCACCUCUUGUGAAGGCCACUUGAUCAGAGUUAUCAUGCACACAACAAAUCAAAUCAUUUUGCCUCUUUCAGUUUGUGACUGCAAAUUG
Messenger RNA from Neltuma alba, 1526 nucleotides. RefSeq names its product 1-aminocyclopropane-1-carboxylate synthase 1-like. NCBI's taxonomy places the organism in Eukaryota, Viridiplantae, Streptophyta, Magnoliopsida, Fabales, Fabaceae. Gene Ontology annotation, biological process: biosynthetic process; amino acid metabolic process. The coding region runs from base 1 to 1461 and encodes 486 amino acids. The record is from RefSeq and is a predicted model, not a curated record. The transcript has 4 exons. Gene Ontology annotation, molecular function: transaminase activity; pyridoxal phosphate binding.